This is a messenger RNA of Emiliania huxleyi CCMP1516, 681 nucleotides long. RefSeq lists its product as hypothetical. Gene Ontology annotation, molecular function: cysteine-type deubiquitinase activity. The coding region runs from base 1 to 681 and encodes 226 amino acids. Gene Ontology annotation, biological process: protein deubiquitination. The record is from RefSeq and is a predicted model, not a curated record. Lineage: Eukaryota; Haptophyta; Isochrysidales; Noelaerhabdaceae. The transcript has 2 exons.
AUGCCGGCCGCGCUGGCCGGGCCCAUUCCCGGGCCCUCUCCCGGGCCCUCACCCGGGCCCUCGCCAAAACGUCACGCCGCCGGCCUCGACCCCUCGCCCUCGCCAAAGCGUGUCGCCGCCGCGCCUUCCGUCCCGUACCACGAGAAGCAGGUCAAGCGGUGGUGCGGGCUGCACUGCCUCAAUGCACUGGAGCAGCGUGCGGCGUUCACCCGUCGGCAGCUCAAGGGCUUUGCCGAUCAGCUUUUCAUCGCGUGCGCGGCGAUCGAUGACGACACCGCCAGUGAAGGCAUCCGCGGCCGCGCAGGGACCGUGCGCGCGCCCGCUUCGCACGCCUUUGGCUCCGCGAGCGACGGCGACGUGGACGUGCAGGUGCUGAUCGUCGCGCUGCAGUCGCUCGACCGCACGGUCGCGCAGCUUGCGGCAGAGCCGCCCCCGUCGCCGGAGGAGACUGCCGACGUGCGCGGGCUGCUCCUGCACGAGGACCGCGGUGGCGACGUGGGCGAGCACUGGUGGGCGCUCCGCCGGCUCGGUGACGACUGGUACGACCUCGACUCGCUCCUCGACGGCGGCGAGGUGGUGGCCCGCGGCGCCGACGCCUUCCGCGCACUGCUCGAGACACACCUCUCCUCGCUCUCGCCCUCUGGAGAGCGGAGGAAGGAGGUCGGGCCGCCCGAGGCCUAA